GGCGUUUGUGUGGGUCUGAAACCCCGCCUCAUGUUCACUACGUAAGCACAAACUUGUCGCGUUGUACGCAUCAUUUGAAAAAGUGUCCAUUGUAGCCUACUAUUGUCCAAGCUACAAAAUAAAUUAUUGCGAAAUCUCAGUCCCAGUCUGUCCCCAAUGGAUCGAGCCUCCAAGCGCAGGCAGGUGAAGCCCCUGGCUGCCUCUCUUCUAGAUGUCCUGGACUAUGACAGCUCGGAUGACAGCGAUUUUGAAGUGGGAGAUGCAGAUGCCUCGGGGUCAGAGGGCACAGGGAACGGCAGCGAUGAUGAGGGCUCCAAAGACAGCAUCGGAGGUGCGGACAGUGACUCGGAUGCUGUUGUAUCUCCUGACGAAGAGGGCAUCGAUGAUGACGAGACCAAAGAGAUUAAAGUAGAUGUGCAAGAAGAAGAUAAAGCCAAAGACCAGCCUUCCUCUGAGGAAAGCAGCAAAAAAGAAACAGUCUCUAAAAAUCGCAAGAAAGCCGAAAAGACCUCAGACACGGAGCCCAACGGGAGCAGCGUGGUCGAGGAAAGCCCUAAAAAGUGGAACCUUCGGAGGAACCGCCCCAUGCUGGACUUCACCACAAUGGAGCAGCUGAACGAAAUGGACGAUUACGACAGCGAGGACGACAACGACUGGAGGCCCACGUCGGGAAAGAAGAAAAACAAAGCUGCCGGGAAGGAGAAAGGAGGGAGCGAGGGCGAGGAAGGGGAUGAAGGCAGUGCGGAGGAAGACGACGACGACGACGAUGACGACGACGACGACGACGAUGACAACAAUGACGAGGACAACGAGGACGACGAUGUCGAGAGCAGCAGCAGUAGCGACAGUGAAGCGACGGUUAAAAAAUCGAAGAAGAAAGCAAGUAAGAACACCGGAGCGUUUGAUGAGGAGGAGACCAACGACAGCCACAGCACGUCUCAAGGAAAGGGAAAUGAGGACUCUUUGGUGGAGCGAGCUCAGGUGUGGACCUCGCAGCGGAUGGAGCACAUUCUGAUCUGCUGCGUCUGUCUGGGAGACAACAGCGAGGACACGGACGAGAUCAUCCAGUGCGACAACUGCGGCGUGACUGUGCAUGAAGGCUGCUAUGGGGUUGACGGUGAGAGUGACUCGAUCAUGAGUUCGGCCUCAGAGAACUCCACAGAGCCGUGGUUCUGCGAUGCCUGUAAAAAUGGCGUGAUGCCCAGCUGUGAGCUCUGCCCCAAUCAGGAUGGGAUCUUCAAAGAGACAGAUGCUGGGAGGUGGGUGCAUGUUGUAUGUGCACUCUACGUUCCAGGAGUGGCGUUUGGGGACAUUGACAAACUGCGGCCUGUAACACUGACAGAAAUGAACUACACCAAGUAUGGUGCCAAGGAGUGCAGUCUCUGCGAGGAUGCCCGCUUCGCCCGUACCGGAGUGUGUAUCAGCUGCGAUGCAGGCAUGUGUCGCUCCUACUUCCAUGUGACAUGUGCCCAGCGGGAAGGGCUUCUAUCUGAGGCUGCUGCAGAAGAGGACAUAGCUGACCCAUUCUUCGCCUACUGUAAGCAGCACGCUGACCGCUUUGACAGGAAGUGGAAGAGGAAGAACUACCUGGCGCUCCAGUCCUACUGCAAAGUGUCACUGCAUGAGAGAGAGAAGCAGCUCACUCCUGAAGCCCAGGCGAGGAUCAGUGCACGGCUGCAGCAGUAUCGGGCGAAGGCGGAAGUGUCUCGGAACGCACGUCCUCAAGCGUGGGUGCCGCGCGAGAAGCUCCCGCGUCCGCUCACCUCCAGCGCCUCGGCCGUGCGAAAGCUCCUGCGUAAAGCUGAGCUCAUGGGCAUCAGCACUGACGUGUUCGCCACUGACACCGCAGAUGCCAGCGCCAGCCUGGACGGACGCCGUAAACACAAACAGCCUGCGCUCACCGCCGAUUUCGUCAACUACUACCUCGAGCGGAACAUGAGGAUGAUCCAGAUCCAGGACAACAUCUUGGAGCAGAAGAACCUGAAAGACAAGCUGGAGAGCGAGCAGGAGAAGCUGCAUGUAGAGUACAACAAGCUCUGCGAGUCUCUGGAGGACCUGCAGAAUGUCAACGGGCUGCUGAGGACCGAAGGCCAGUCCAUAUGGAGCAUGUUGGGAAGCAUCCUCGGGCAGAAACUGAAUGCGCCAGCUGUUUUAAAACCCCCCAAAGAGAGAAAGCCAAGCAAGAAAGAAGGUGGAAGUCCAGGGAAGUCCUCCAGUCUCCCAGCAGUGCUCUACAGCUGUGGGAUCUGUAAGAAGAACCAAGACCAGCAUCUCCUGUUACUGUGUGACACCUGCAAGCUGCACUACCACCUGGGCUGCCUGGAUCCACCUCUCACCCGCAUGCCCAAGAAGACCAAGAACAGCUACUGGCAGUGCUCUGAGUGCGACCAGGCCAGCAGCGACGAGGCAGACAUCGCCAUGGAGACACUUCCCGAUGGCACCAAGAGGUCCAGGAGACAGAUCAAAGGGCCAAUCAAAUUCAUCCCUCAGGACAUGUCACCAGAGCCUAAAAAACUGCAGCUGAGGGGCACGGUGGGUAUCAGGAGAACCCGGGGCCAGAAGAGGAAGAGGGUGUCUAUCUGCGAGGAAGAAAAGAUAGAGGAACCGGCACCGCGGGAACGCAGGCAGCGGCAGUCGGUGCUGCAAAAAAAACCAAAAGCUGACGACACAAGGACGGAGUGUACCACCUGCAAAGGGCCCGGUGACAACGAGAACCUCGUUAGGUCGUGAGAGCCGGGCGCCACCUCUCCCACCUCCCCCACGUUCCUCCCCUAAAAAAUCUGGGGACAGAUGAGAGAGGGACAGAGAGAGGGAGAAAGAGAAAAGAGAGAGAGGCAGAUUAAGUCGUUUCGAAGAGCGGCGUCCGGGUCGGGGCAGGAAGUCGCAGACGACGGCCUCCUCUGACCGUCACCUUUGGCAUCACUUCCUGCUCAGAACCAUGGAAUUUAACAUGUUGACUCUUUUGGGCUACAAAGAAACUUUCAGGAGCGAAUGCACUUUUUUCAAAUUUCAAAUUACAGAUGGAUUUUAAAGCUUGCGAAUUAAAGGCAUUAAAGGGAUGAUUGUGCCGCAGUGGAUUCUAUAAGAGGACUAAGUGGAUCUUGAGGACGCUUAGGUAGCCAUUUUGGAUGGAGAAUUUAAAGUUGAUGAACGUGUACUGGACAGUAUCUCUGAGGCUGGACGUGUAGCUGCUUGUGUUUUGGAUUCCUAAACUGACUGUCAUGUAAUGGGGAACUUUCCAACUGUUAUCAAGCCCUGCUUCAAGUGGCCUUCGUGCAAUCCUGGCCAAUUUGGGACAAUUCUGUGCAGCCCUCUCCUUUUCUUCUUUGCCUCUCAUCUUUCUGCAAUCCCUUUUUUUUUUUAACCUGAAUGUUGUGUGUCCUCUAUAUUAACACAUGAUGAAUGCUUUUGAACUGAAUCCUGUGCUGCUCUCCUUGCUUAUUGCUUAUGCUAUGUGAAACUAGUUAGUAGCGAAUAGAGAAUUCAAAACACAGCAGUAUUUCUUUCUUGUAGAGUAUUUACUUAUGUCUGUGCAUCCACUGUAUUUCAAUAUGACGAGUGAUAUUUACAAUGUAGCUCAUAAUGAUCAGUGGAGAAAAUAAUUAGAAGGUGUAGCAAGCUGUGUGUGUGUUGUUGGUAUCGCAUACUUCUUUAUUCUUUGUCGUGAGCAGGCAGAAUUGUUACGUGCAAUUACAAUGGUUCACACACUGCCUCGUGGUGAAGCAUAUUGUGCUUUUUGACAGCUCAGCUGCCUUAUAUUCUGUCGAGAUAGCUAGGAAUGUCCCUCUGUGGGAUUCUCACGUCUUCAUGCCCUUUAAUAUAGUGGCCUUUAAGUGCAAGAAAUAUUAACAAACCAAAAAUGCAAAUCAAAGAAUUCAACGACAAAACUAAGACAAAACACAUGAACAGUAACUCAACAUGGCGAUCAGAAAAAACACAACAGCAAAUUAGAAAAUGCAACAACAAAACCAAAAAUGCAACAGCAGGUCAGAAAAUGCAACAAAACUAACAACACAACAGCCAAAACGAAAUCUUAAAGGCAACAACAACAAAAAAAAAAUGCAAUAGCAAACAAACAACUCGUCACCAAUGAGAAUGUGAUUUUGUUAGUAGUUUUGCUGUAGUGUCUAUAGUUUUGUUGUAGUGUUGUUAGUUUUGCUGUAGUGUCUAUAGUUUUGUUGUAGUGUUGUUAGUUUUGCUGUAGUGUUUUGUUUUGCUGUAGUGUUGUUAGUUUUGCUGUAGUGUCUGUAAUUUUGCUGUAGUGUCUAUAGUUUUGCGGUAGUGUCUAUAGUUUUGCUGUAGUGUCUAUAGUAUUGCUGUAGUGUUUAUAGUUUUGCUGUAGUGUCUAUAGUUUUGCUGUAGUGUCUAUAGUAUUGCUGUAGUGUUUAUAGUUUUGCUGUAGUGUCUAUAGUAUUGCUGUAGUGUUUAUAGUUUUGCUGUAGUGUCUAUAGUUUUGCUGUAGUGUGGUUUGUUUUUGCUGUAGUGUGGUUUGUUUUGCUGUAGUGUUUAUAGUUUUGCUGUAGUGUCUAUAGUUUUGCUGUAGUGUCUAUAGUUUUGCUGCAGUGUUUAUAGUUUUGCUGUAGUGUCUAUAGUUUUGCUGUAGUGUUUGUAAUUUUGCUGUAGUGUUUUGUUUUGCUGUAGUGUCUAUAGUUUUGCUGCAGUGUUUAUAGUUUUGCUGUAGUGUCUAUAGUUUUGCUGUAGUGUUUGUAGUUUUGCUGUAGUAUUGUUAGUUUUGCUGUAGUGUCUAUAGUGUUGCUGUAUGGUUGUUGUUGUUUUUUUUUUGCUGUAGUGUCUAUAGUUUUGCUGUAGUGUUUAUAGUUUUGCUGUAGUGUUGUUAGUUUUGCUGUAGUGUCUAUAGUUUUGCUUUAGUGUCUAUAGUUUUGCUGUAGUGUCUAGUUUUGCUGUAGUGUCUAUAGUUUUGCUGUAGUGUCUAUAGUUUUGCUUUAGUGUCUAUAGUUUUGCUGUAGUGUUUAUAGUUUUGCUGUAGUGUCUAUAGUUUUGCUGUAGUGUCUAUAGUUUUGCUGUAGUGUCUAUAGUUUUGCUGCAGUGUCUAUAGUUUUGCUGCAGUGUCUAUAGUUUUGCUGUAGUGUCUAUAGUUUUGCUGUAGUGUCUAUAGUUUUGCUGCAGUGUCUAUAGUUUUGCUGCAGUGUCUAUAGUUUUGCUGCAGUGUCUAUAGUUUUGCUGUAGUGUUUAUAGUUUUGCUGCAGUGUUGUUAGUUUUGCUGUAGUGUUUAUAGUUUUGCUGCAGUGUUUAUAGUUUUGCUGUAGUGUCUAUAGUUUUGCUGUAGUAUCUAUAGUUUUGCUGUAGUGUUGUUAGUUUUGCUGUAGUGUCUGUAAUUUUGCUGUAGUGUCUAUAGUUUUGCUGCAGUGUUUAUAGCUUUGCUGUAGUGUCUAUAGUUUUGCUGUAGUAUCUAUAGUUUUGCUGUAGUGUUGUUAGUUUUGCUGUAGUGUCUGUAAUUUUGCUGUAGUGUCUAUAGUUUUGCUUUAGUGUCUAUAGUUUUGCUGCAGUGUUUAUAGUUUUGCUGCAGUGUUUAUAGUUUUGCUGCAGUGUCUAUAGUGUUGCUGUAGUGUCUAUAGUUUUGCUUUAGUGUCUAUAGUUUUGCUGCAGUGUUUAUAGUUUUGCUGCAGUGUUUAUAGUGUUGCUGUAGUGUCUAUAGUUUUGCUUUAGUGUCUAUAGUUUUGCUGCAGUGUUUAUAGUUUUGCUGUAGUGUCUAUAGUUUUGCUGUAGUGUCUAUAGUUUUGCUGUAGUGUCUAUAGUGUUGCUGUAGUGUCUAUAGUUUUGCUAUAGUGUCUAUAGUUUUGCUGCAGUGUUUAUAGUUUUGCUGUAGUGUCUAUAGUUUUGCUGUAGUGUCUAUAGUUUUGCUGUAGUGUCUGUAAUUUUGCUGUAGUGUUUAUAGUUUUGCUGUAGUGUCUAUAGUUUUGCUGUAGUGUCUAUAGUGUUGCUGUAGUGUCUAUAGUGUUGCUGUAUGGUUGUUUUUUUUUUUUUUGAUGUAGUGUUUGUAGUUUUGCUGUAGUGUUAGUUUUGCUGUACUGUUUAUAGUUUUGCUGUAGUGUUUAUAGUUUUGCUGCAGUGUUGUUAGUUUUGCUGUACUGUUGUUAGUUUCACUGUAGAUUUGUUAGUUUUGCGGUAGUGUUUUUAGUUUUGGUCUGUUCUCGGAUUGUCUCUUGCAUUUUUGGUUUGUUAAUGUACUUUGUACUUUUCAGCCACCAUACUUGAACCUUUUACAGCAAACAUUGUCAGCCUAGACUGAACAAUCUAUCUAUCAUCUUUCUAGCAGUAGACUUGCAUGGUUUAUAUCAUACUAUUUGUUUACAUCCUCCCAAACAACGGUUGCUGAUUUUUUUUCAAUGUAAUUAUGAUUAAGGGGUUUAGAAGCUCAGAUUUGCAGUGUAUGUUUAUAUCAAAGAUAACUGUAAAUUGCAUAUUAGGAUUAAUGGAUAUAAUGUGGUGUGAGAUUGUGAUCCAUUUUGGAAUGGAUGUUGCACCAGUUGAGCAGUUGUGUAUAUUUCAUGUGCCUAUCAUUAUCAUUUGUGGUUGAUUUCGACCAAAAAAAACAAAACAGAAAAAAAAACCAUUUUUUGCACUCAUUUUAAAGUGGAAUAUUUAACUUAUUUAUGUAUUUAUGUCAGUUUUUAUUAUUCACCUAAACCAUUUUAAAUCUUGUGAGUGCAUGUGCAGUGUGUGUGUGUGUGUGUGUGUGUGUGUGUGUGUGGUCCCCGAGCUGUGGCCUCGGCAUUGUGCGAGCUGUAAUAAACUCUUGACUUUUUCACCUUAUUGCCGCCGUGAUGAAUGACUCUCGGUUGGGCUAAUUAAUAGCGCCGAGCAUUGGCUUGUAGUACGCCGUGUGUGUGCGUGUCCCCUCCUGUCCUGGCUGAUUUAUUUUCGGGGACGGCAUGCGUGUCCAACAGGAUCCGCUCUGCUAGACAUACUAGGUACGGGACAGAAAAAAACAAAAAAACAGUGAACAAGUGAAACAGAGUAAAUGAGAGAGGUGGAUUCGCACACAGUGUUUAUUAUGAUCUAUUUACUUUAGCCGGGAUGGGCUCCAGCAUGUCUCAGUGCGCUGUUUUUCCGCGCUUCAUCUCUCUCUCACACACCCAACCAAGCACGCAGAAUCAUAUGGCUCCCUGUUCCUCCAUGAUCCUCCCUCUCACUUCAUCCUUCCCUGCUUCCCUGUGCCAAGCUCACAGCACUGAGAGCAAGAGAGCGGAGAGAGCUUUCAUGGGGAAAUCUGGUUAACGGCAUAACAAAAAGCUCAGUGUGCCUGGCAGCAGACAAGCACCAUUUGUGCUUAUACAACAACAGUGGCAGCGAUGAGCAGCACACAAAAGCCCACCAAAACUCUGAGCCGAGACAUUGUGUGCUAGGGCUGUCGGAACAGAUUUCACCGUGUGCACUGUGCAAUACGCUUAAGCCUUGUUUUUUUGUUUUGUUUUGUUUGAUUUUACAAUUUUAUGAUAUGGGAGCCACCUGAAAACUAUGCUUUCUGUUUCUUCAGCUAAAUUAGCAGUAAGACCAAACGCAAAUAAAAUGCACAUGGUGAAAACACAAUUCACUAAAGGGGAAAGGCAGCAGAAAGUCAUAUUUUACUUCACUCCAACUUUAGCUAGCUGAACGUUAACUAGUGAAUCGCUUGUAAGUAGCAGUUUUGCUUUGCUUUUUUUGUUGGCACAACAACAAAACAGUGCCUUCCAUUAAUAGUCUAGGGUUUGUGUGGAAAGGUUCUAUUUUUUCUCUCUGCCUGCUAGGAUUUUCUUAGAAUUAUUGGCACCUUUGAUACUAUUUGAAUUUUCAUUAUAUUUGUAAUUUCAAAGGCAAAAAAAGACUAAUACCUAAAAAGCUUCUUUGUGUCAGAUAAACCAGCACAGAUAUUCAUUUUGAUAACAUGGGAAUAAAAUAAGCCCCGCCCACAGUACCACUUGUCACCACUGGUGCACUACGUGAGCUACGGAUGGUAGGUGAUGUCAUUAUCUUGGCAACAUCAUGAAAUAUUGCUGCCUUCAAAUUGUUUUUUCAAACUGUUUAUGAAUACUUGAAAGCACUGCUUUGUAAAACAGGUUAGACAUGGCUGCUUACUGUUUCAGACACAAUGUAGGUUUGACUAGAAACAAUGUGAGAAUGUUAUAGAAAGAAUGCAAAGAGACAUAACUAAAGAUACACACACACACAUGAAGACUAAACACAAGGAUUUUAUGUGCUCAGGAAUAAGAGUCAUCGAUGUGAAGCUGACUUACAAUUACCAAACAAUAUAUUUUAUAUAGGAUUCCAGUAAGGAAUAAAACACAUGACGUGCUGUUAUAGGAAAAUAAGCAACGAUGGGGUGCUGUGAUACGUUAUACCACCCCAAUAACAGCAUUUUCCUCUUAUACCACUGCAAUUUUCCAACACUAACAACUUUUUUUAAUUAAAAGAAUGGCUCGUCAUACAUUGGAUCUGUUUAUAGUUACAUUCAGUGUUGAAAAAUGGCCAUUAAAUAAGUUAGUUCCUGUUAUCACUUAUGUUAUAACAGCUAUAAACACUCGUUCCCUCACCAGCUUCUCGUUUUUUCCUCUGACUCUAGAAGUUAAUAAGACCAAAAAUGCAGCAUGUCGUGUUAGCAAGAAAUUACAAAGCCCUCAUUUCAAGACUCCCCUGUUACAAAGUGCUGACACUGGAGGCUCCUUCCGUAAACGUGAAAUAAUAAUCUCGUUACAGAAAACACCUUUUAAAUCUGGUCAUGUGGCGUGUCCUGCAUAGAAGUCUCUGUGUAAAUAAAAAAAGAUAUUGAGAGCAUGAAUAUAAACCUGUGAUUUACCUUGAAGCCAGCACUAUUGUCUAAGUCGUGGUGUUAAAGAAAAUUAAUCACCACCUACUGAUCAAUCAGAAUCGAGAAGUUAGUAGUGCUGUGAAUGAUUAUAAAUGAUUUGAAUGAUUAUAAUGUUGCUUUGUAUGGCAAAUAAACAUGCUUAGAAUUGAAUGGAUAAUAUCUCAGUAGGUCAGACUGCAUGCUGCUCGAAGACAGCAGGGAUGUUCAGUGUGCGUGUGUGCAUGUGUGUGUGCGCGUGUGUGUGGGAUCUGGACGAGCAGUAACCUUUCCGACGAUGGCCUCUUUUCCUAUUACAGCCCUGACACAGGAUCUGCAGAGAUGAUUUAACGGCGGCAUUUUGUUUUGCUGACUUCACUGCUUUUUUUUUUCUCCCUCCCCUUACCCUACCGACCAUUAAAAGAGGAAACCGUGUGGGAAGGGUGGCCAAGCAGCUAAAAUCUAUUACGCCGCAACUUCCUAACGUGUUUUAUCGCAUUGAGCUGACUGCAGUGUAUGUCCGGAUCUCCUCUUCUUUGCUGAUCCUCCCUUCUUCACCUCUCCUCAGCCCACAAACCCCUCUGUACGUGGGCACAAAUUGCUGUCCUGAGGUCCUGGAUUUCCACAGAAAGGCAAAAAUCAAACCCUUUUUUCUCCUCCUACCUAUUUUCCUAAAGAUUUUCUCCCCUUAAAAAAAGUGUCUGAAAUAGUUGUUCCGCUAGCAUGAUGGGCGAAUGCGGUGAGUGAGCUCGACUCGCUUCAGCCCCCUGCUGAACACCGGGAGGAAAUACACAACUUAGAUGCAGCUCCUACUCCUGAAAGUUUCUCGUGCCAUUUUCCAUCUCCCUGUGCAACCUUUUAGCAACUGCCUGAGUGAGCUGUUAGGUAAUGAGUUAAUAAAAACGAGUUAGUGUGCCUUUUUCCUCACUUACUUUCCCAGUCUUAGCAACACCUCCUUGUCAAACAAUAGCUCCGUAAUAAUACUGUUCCCAUCUCAACGUUAAUCAAAAAGUGCAGGAAGGCCAAUAAUCCGCUCCUCUUAUUGAAGGGAUUCACAAAAAGCCGCUGGGGCACUUUGUCAUGGCCGCCGGUCAAUGGCCUGGCGCUUUGUGCUCUAUCGAUCCGGCUCACGUGGCCUCUCCCCAGGUAAUUGCGGCCACGCUGGGUGAUAAAUUUACAGCGUUUCUUUCAACUGUUUUAGAAAAAGCAGGUCUGUAGCGAGUGAGACUCACAAUCACUUUGGCACCGUACAAAAAAAAAGAAGACGACCCUGUUUGUGAUCAUGUUCAGUAUCAAGACUUUCAUGGUUUAAUGGUGAGAGAAAGUUUCUUUUAGAGAAAUCUAAGGCUGUGUAGCUGACCUAAAAGUUAUUUUAAAAAAAGUAAAUUGUUGUUUAAAUUACCAGUGACCGAUUUCCUCCCUCUGUGUAAACGUUAUUUUAAGGUCAUUCUGGGAAAUUUGCUCUUGCUCACUUUAAUUUAAUCCACAAUGGGACAAUCAGAAUUGGCGUGCAGUUUAAUCCCCAAACAAGGUCCAUUUAAUUAGCAUGUUCAAACAUUCUCAGUAUAAUCCCGUCUCAAUUUUGUUGUUAAAAAGCUGUUUUUCAGCUGUUUUAUCUAAUAUAAUUCCCCAACACUACCACAUAUGCUUGCAAUAUAGGCUUAGCCUGAAACAUCUGUUGCCAUUCUUAGAGGUGCAUUAGGUAAGAUUAGUCCUUUUUUUUUGUUUCUUUUUUUUUUUUUCUUCCCUAAAUAUUAAGUCUCUAAUGGUUAGGUGAGUUGUUCACGAAGCUCCACCCCCAGGAUCUACAGAGGCCUGUAGAGUGUCUAUUAAAUAACUGACAGGAAGCAUAUCCAAACACAAACAAGCAUUCCAGACCAGAAGCCAGUUUUCCACACAGGUUUUCUCAGCGACUCAAUUUUGCUAAGACCAUGGCUUAUUGUGGUGGUGAAGGGUUCUCAUUCUCUGCAUGUCUUCCAGGUUAUUUGUACGAGUAAGGAAUAAAACAAUCGACUAUUGCACCUUUAAUACCUUGGGAAGGUUUCUGUUUGGGAUGUCUGUCUGUCUGUUUGGACAUUUUUGCUCUGGCAUGUAACCAUUAUUAAUGACUGAAGGUGAAGUUUAAAAUUUCACACAAGUCUAAACUGAUAAGAUGAUAUUUGUAAAUGGAGCUGUAUUGCCACAUAAUUUUUAAUUAAUUUUA
Pangasianodon hypophthalmus (striped catfish) is the source of this 10985-nucleotide messenger RNA. It is a transcript of the gene phf14, whose product is annotated as PHD finger protein 14. The record is from RefSeq and is a predicted model, not a curated record. Gene Ontology annotation, biological process: regulation of transcription by RNA polymerase II. The transcript has 17 exons. Lineage: Eukaryota; Metazoa; Chordata; Actinopteri; Siluriformes; Pangasiidae. The coding region runs from base 157 to 2730 and encodes 857 amino acids.